AUGCCUUGCUACAAACUCCCCUCCCGAGUUCGUGCUAUAGCGUCAAAGCUCGAACAGCUCUUCAGGGCGGCAAAUCUCGAACAUGCCGAAUUCCAAUACAAGACAGAAAAGCCACCUCAGAAGAUAGGGACACAGCGACCAAGGGGCUUACGCUUAGAAGACAAGCACAAACAGUCCCUCGAAAGGUUCAAGAUACCCGUCGAUUUGGCAGACUACGAUCGCAGUCUAUUUGUUGCAAAGUAUUUUCUCGAUCAGGACGGGAAACCAGAUCCAUUGAAAACGCCAUUCCCUGUUCUGCUACCUGGCCUUUCGGACAUGCUAGCAGUCCAACAAGCAGCCGAUACCAUACCUGGAUUGAAGACGUCGAUUGGCGGAGAAGGUGACUUCCGGGUUCUGGUGAUCGGCUGGAUUAGAGCAGCCAUCUUUGAAGAGACAGAGAGGAUCUCAGCAGACCAAGCGAGACUGCGAGACGAACCGAGUCCAGAAUGGCAAAGACGGUUGCGAAAACAUUACAACCUGAUCAGAAUGCUGCCCGUGUCGUCCAAGCCAAGAAUAUUUGCUAUCGAGUCGGCCCAGGGGAGUUAUGCGAUUGAAUGCAGGGGGGUCAUGGACAACUACCACAGCUCAAACCCCGAUGACUCGAGUCUUAGGAUCACCUACAGCAAGACCGAUGGUUGGGUUGGCAUCUUCGAGAUUGGCGUCAUCUAUGGCGUAAUGAGAUUGGACACCGAUCGAAAAGCUCUCCUUGCCAGGUGCAAGGCGACGGAGAAGAACGAAUCUCGCCUGGAUGAUGGUCCAGGAAUGGACCUUUCACUGGAAGAGCUUGAGACAACUGAAGAAGAAGAUGAUGCCAGUGAGGAAGAGGACUUAUUCAGCGACCUAAGCGCGGACGAGAAGGACGAGGAGCAUGAGCCUAUGCCACCUGUGUUUGGAGCCGUGAUACGCAGGAAACGGAGUGUACCUGAAAAAGCACUGGGCACUUCUGCAAAACGUCCCAGGCUAUCGCUUAGUACUUCAUCCAACCGACUCUACUUUAAAUGGCGUGGUCGUGAGCAAGGUGAUGGUGACGUUGCACACGAUGGCUAUAAGAAAAAUGCCGGCUACCUGCAAUUCACAGACGCGACUUGUACCAAGUUCGAAAGCACGAUAUCUAAUGCGCUUGUUGGAAAGAAUGUGCGCUUUCAGGGUUUCAAGAUCAGUGCCGACGGGGGUGCAGUGACCAGGACGUACCGAGAGUACUCGGAACGCGCGGGAAGUUUUUGA
Messenger RNA from Letharia columbiana, 1263 nucleotides. RefSeq lists its product as uncharacterized. The transcript is spliced from 2 exons. The record is from RefSeq and is a predicted model, not a curated record. NCBI's taxonomy places the organism in Eukaryota, Fungi, Ascomycota, Lecanoromycetes, Lecanorales, Parmeliaceae. Bases 1 to 1263 code for a protein of 420 amino acids.